UACCCGAGGUGAUCCCGAGGUGACCCGUGCGCCACUUCAACACGGAAAGGACUGGCACGAAAUCAGCUCCCAUGAUCCUUCACUGUUGCACAUGCUUGCAAGGAAACAAAAUGGCGCUCUUCUGUUCAAUCAGCAAUGAAGUCCCUGAACACCCCUGUGUCUCGCCAUCCUCUAACUGUGUGUUUGAGAGAAGGCUGAUUGAAAAGUAUAUCGCUGAAAAUGGUACUGAUCCAAUAAGUGGUGAACAGAUAUCAGAGGAACAACUGAUUGAUAUCAAAGUGAACCCACUGGUUAAACCCAGGCCACCAUCAGCAACCAGCAUUCCAGCAAUCUUGAAAGCACUCCAAGAUGAAUGGGACGCCUGCAUGUUGCAUAGUUUUACUUUACGACAACAGCUUCAGACAGCCCGGCAAGAGUUAUCUCAUGCCUUAUAUCAGCAUGAUGCUGCCUGCCGUGUGAUUGCCCGUCUUACAAAGGAAGUGACUGCUGCUCGUGAAGCUCUGGCUACUCUUAAGCCACAAGCUGGCAUGGCAGUUGUUCCCUCUGCUGCUCCAGUUCAGAUGGAAGAGGCCAUGGAAAUUGGUGCCAAGCCUGGUGAUGAAGAGGGAAUGACAGAGGAAGUUCUGCAGAAGUUGCAAGACAAAGCAACUCUCCUGACUGCAGAACGAAAGAAGCGAGGAAAGAAGGUUCCAGAGGACUUGAGCACAGUAGAUGAGAUACGAUCUUACAAGCCAAUCUCUUCACAUGCAGUAAGUUGGAAAAAAGACAACAACAACAAGCUACAUGUAUCUGUAUUGUGGAUUAACAUUGCUGUUCUGUGUGUUAUUCAAUUUGUAGUCAGCAAUGAAGUCCCUGAACACCCCUGUGUCUCGCCAUCCUCUAACUGUGUGUUUGAGAGAAGGCUGAUUGAAAAGUAUAUCGCUGAAAAUGGUACUGAUCCAAUAAGUGGUGAACAGAUAUCAGAGGAACAACUGAUUGAUAUCAAAGUGAACCCACUGGUUAAACCCAGGCCACCAUCAGCAACCAGCAUUCCAGCAAUCUUGAAAGCACUCCAAGAUGAAUGGGACGCCUGCAUGUUGCAUAGUUUUACUUUACGACAACAACUUCAGACAGCCCGGCAAGAGUUAUCUCAUGCCUUAUAUCAGCACGAUGCUGCCUGCCGUGUGAUUGCCCGUCUUACAAAGGAAGUGACUGCUGCUCGUGAAGCUCUGGCUACUCUUAAGCCACAAGCUGGCAUGGCAGUUGUUCCCUCUGCUGCUCCAGUUCAGAUGGAAGAGGCCAUGGAAAUUGGUGCCAAGCCUGGUGAUGAAGAGGGAAUGACAGAGGAAGUUCUGCAGAAGUUGCAAGACAAAGCAACUCUCCUGACUGCAGAACGAAAGAAGCGAGGAAAGAAGGUUCCAGAGGACUUGAGCACAGUAGAUGAGAUACGAUCUUACAAGCCAAUCUCUUCACAUGCAGGUCUACACAGCGCAAGCAACCCUGGAAUCCUAGCUCUGGAUUUAUUUGCUGCUGAUACGUCCAGAGUCAUCACAGGUGGACUUGACAAAAACGCAGUGGUGUUCUAUCGUGACACAGAACAGGUUAUUGCAACUCUGAAAGGUCAUACCAAGAAGGUUACAAAUGUGGUCUAUCAUCCAUUUGAGGUAGUAAGCUUCGCCUUCUUCAUUGGUCUACACAGCGCAAGCAACCCUGGAAUCCUAGCUCUGGAUUUAUUUGCUGCUGAUACGUCCAGAGUCAUCACAGGUGGACUUGACAAAAACGCAGUGGUGUUCUAUCGUGACACAGAACAGGUUAUUGCAACUCUGAAAGGUCAUACCAAGAAGGUUACAAAUGUGGUCUAUCAUCCAUUUGAGGAUCUUGGUUUCACUGGAUCAACAGAUUCAACCAUCCGAGUGUGGUCCAUUCCGCAGGCAUCCUGCUCGCACAUAGUUAAGGCUCAUGAUCAAGCUGUUACAGGGCUUAGUCUUCAUGCAACAGGUGAUUACUUACUGAGCUGCUCAAUUGAUCAACACUGGGCUUUCUCUGAUCUCAGAACUGGCCAUGUACUCACAAGGUGUUUAUCAGACCCUAACAUCAAUCAAGGAUUAACUUGUGCCCAGUUUCAUCCUGAUGGUCUUAUUUUUGGAACAGGAACAACUGACAGCGUGAUAAAGAUUUGGGAUCUCAAGGAAGGUGCUAACGUCGCCAAAUUUCCAGGUCACUCUGGUCCAAUAACAGAUAUCUCUUUCUCAGAAAAUGGUUACUACUUGGCUACAUCCGCCGACGAUUCGGUUGUCAAACUGUGGGAUUUACGUAAACUGAAAAACUUCAAAACCAUAACGCUUGAGGAUAGAUUUGAGGUAAAAACACUGAGUUUUGAUCAGAGCGGUACAUAUCUGGCUGUUGGCGGCACUGAAAUCCAGAUUUAUCUCGUCAAACAGUGGGAGUUGAUCAAGUCAUUUGCAGAGCACUCUGGUGUGGCGACAGGAGUGAAAUUCGGCAAGCACGCUUCAUUCAUUGCAUCAGUCGGCCUCGAUCGCCAUCUCAAGUUCUACUCGCGGUAAAACUUGGCAACAUCUGUGGUCACACCUUCACGGAACAUAAACCUUACUACUAUUAAUCUUUUCUCUGUCUCGUGGGUACUAGGAAACUCUCAAGUCGACUGCAAUGGUCUCAGUUUUAUAGAAUGCGAAUCGAUACUUGGGUGCUGUUUAAAAGCAUCAUGGUUUGAAAUAUGUUAAGAAAAAAUCUGUAAAGUAGUAAGCUCUUAGAACUGUAAUCUCUUCACGCGAAAUCCUGGUUUAAUGUUCUCAAACAUUAUCUAUAAAGCCAAUUACUCCGAGAAAUAUUUCAAUGUUGACAUUUUGAGAGGUCAUUCUGUAUUAAGGACGAUCAUUUAAUUUCGUUUAGAUAUCAGCGGUUGUUUCAGCUUAGUAGUUACUAGCCCGACGACUUGGAAGGACAAUGUUCGGCGUCCUUUCAAGGUUACUUUGUACUGGAAAACAAGCGACAUGGGCCUAAAACCACCCUGGCUCGUCGCACUCGUAUUAUUUCUGAUCCUGAUUAGCCAAUCAUGUCAUAUGGAUACGACCUGUUGCUUAGCAACCUCUGACAGAAACUGCGGACUCACUCUAGGAUUUCUAACCGCGUCUUGUAGAGAAAAAAAAAAAAGCUGGACGAGUGCGCGCACUUUGAAAUCGCUCCGGGAGAGCGAUGACUCACCGUGUUUUGUCGGUUUUUUGAACAGUUGAUUAUUUGCCAGUCUUAAAUGGACCAAUUCAUACAUUCUCCUGUACUCCAGAGUUCCAGCAAUGCUUGCUCGCUCUCUUAUGACCCGGGCUACCACGGUUUGAAGUGAGCUGUUCAGUGUUAUUGCGUUUUUCCCGGCUUAUUGGCUGCAAUGGUCAGGCUAUUUUGCGUCUCUGGGUUUAGAUUUACGACAGGCUUUAGAGAGAUCAGAAACUGCUCCUGAUAUGUGUACAAAAGUUUGAUGGUGUUUUAUGUACUGUGUAAAAAAUUUCAAUCUUUUUUUAACUUAAAGAUAGCGUCAACUUGCUCCAAAUAAAAUGCAAAACUGUGUGGACUGAAA
Molecule: messenger RNA, 3568 nt
Organism: Orbicella faveolata
Lineage: Eukaryota; Metazoa; Cnidaria; Anthozoa; Scleractinia; Merulinidae
Product: pre-mRNA-processing factor 19-like
Biological process (GO): protein ubiquitination; mRNA splicing, via spliceosome; DNA repair
Cellular component (GO): cytoplasm; U2-type catalytic step 1 spliceosome; Prp19 complex
Molecular function (GO): protein binding; ubiquitin protein ligase activity
Source: RefSeq, a predicted model, not a curated record